Molecule: messenger RNA, 8529 nt
Organism: Oncorhynchus keta (chum salmon)
Lineage: Eukaryota; Metazoa; Chordata; Actinopteri; Salmoniformes; Salmonidae
Product: neurofascin
Exons: 35
Coding region: 461-4648 (1395 amino acids)
Biological process (GO): brain development; cell-cell adhesion
Molecular function (GO): cell-cell adhesion mediator activity
Source: RefSeq, a predicted model, not a curated record
GUGUGGAUGUGGAACGAGCUAGAGUGAGGACAGAAACAGACACAGAGGAGAGAGAGAGAGAGAGAGAGGGAGAGAGAGAGAGAGAGAGAGAGAGAGAGGAGGCAUCAGUCUUUCUGUAGCAUUAUCAAAUCAACUUGCCCUGUGUUCUGUUUCUUCCUGUGUGACUGGAUCUGUCAGUCAGUUUUAUUUCCUGGAUCUGGAUGUACCAGGGGGGACGUUUCGUGACAUAACACUGAGCCCAGAGGACCAGACUAGGACUUCCUGUGAUGGGGAAGCAGUAUUCUCUUGGGGAGCACAAUUUCACCUGGUCAGAUACCCUCCACUGAUCGGUAAUCUGUCUCUCUUCAGAGGUCUGAGCAGUUAGCGUUUUAAUCAGCGAGGACAUAGAGGGUUUCGUCGACACAUUGACGUCAGAGACGUAUCAGGAAUUGCGACUGGAGAGGAGAAACAGAGGGGAGAGAUGUUGGCGCAGGGCGGGCCUUGGGCCCUGUCUGUCAUAUCACUGGUCCUGCUGCUGUGGCAAGAAGUGUCUGCUAUCGAUGUUCCUCUCGAUUCAAAGAUCCAGCAGGACCUGAAGCAGCCUCCCACCAUUAUGAAACAGUCGUUGAAGGACUACAUUGUUGAUCCCAGAGAUAACAUCAUCAUUGAGUGUGAGGCCAAGGGGAACCCCGUGCCAACGUUCUCAUGGCGACGGAACGGGAAGUUCUUCAAUGUGGGGAAGGAUCCGCGGGUGACGAUGCGGAAGCGCUCAGGAACGCUGGAAAUCAGCUUCCGGAGCGGAGGGAGGCCAGAGGACUACGAGGGGGAAUACCAGUGUUUUGCCUCCAACGACUUUGGAACGGCGCUGACCAACAAGAUCCUACUACGAGUGUCCAAGUCUCCUCUGUGGCCUAAGGAGGUGUUGGAGCCAGUGGUAGUGGGUGAGGGAUCUCCCCUGGUCCUGGCCUGUAACCCUCCUCCUGGUCUGCCCCCUCCGCUCACCUUCUGGAUGGACAGCGCCAUGAUGCCUAUAACCCAGGACAAGCGUGUGUCCAUGGGUCUGAAUGGAGACCUGUAUUUCUCUAAUGUGCUGGCUAAAGACUCCCACACAGACUACAGCUGCAACGCCCGAUUCCUCUUCACCCACACUAUCCAGCAGAAGAACCCCUUCACACUCAAAGUGCAGACCAAGGAGCCGUAUAAUGACACUUCCUCUGUCAACUCCACUGACCCGUACGGUGGUCGUAAGGUAGCAGAGACCACCCCUAACUUCCUCUCCCCCACGGGGACUGACAGCUCGAGGAUGGUGAUGAGAGGAGAAAAGCUAAAGCUGGAGUGUAUCGCUUCCGGAGUUCCAACUCCCAGUAUAAAGUGGUUUAAGAAGGGGGGAGACCUGAACCAGAAGGUGAAACUAGACAACUUCAAUAAGACUCUGCGCAUUGACAGUGUGUCAGAGGAGGACGCAGGGGAGUACAUGUGUAUGGCCAACAAUCAGAUAGGAAGCAUCCGACACUCCAUCUACGUCCAGGUUAAAGCGGCUCCCUAUUGGCUGGACCAGCCGUCCAAUCUGGUGCUAGCGCCGGAUGAGAACGGUCGUCUGGUGUGUCGGGCCAAUGGAAACCCCAAACCUCACAUCCAGUGGCUGGUCAACGGAGGGCCGAUCGACAGCAAUAGCUCCUUGCCCAACCCUAGCAGAACGGUGGCAGGUGACACCAUCAUGUUCCGCUCCGUUCAGAUCGGCAGCAGCGCUGUGUACCAGUGUAAUGCAUCCAAUGACCAUGGUUACUUGCUGGCCAACGCAUUCAUUAGCAUUCUGGACAUGGCCCCCAGAAUGCUGGGUCCGAAGAACCAGCUGAUAAAGGUGAUAGAGAACAACAGAACCUUCCUGGACUGUCCCUAUUUUGGCUCGCCACUUCCUGAGCUACGCUGGUUUAAGAAUGGUCAAGGAAGUGGUCUGGACGGUGGUCACUAUCGGGUCUACAUCAACGGGACCCUAGAGAUCAAGCGUGCACGGGCUGAGGACCAGGGGACCUACACCUGCGUGGCCAGCAACAUCCUGGGCAAGGAGGAGAACCAGGUCCGCCUGGAGGUCAAAGAGCCGACACGUAUUGUCAGGGCUCCAGAGCACCAGUCAGCCAUCAGAGGCACCAUGGCUCGUUUCGACUGCCGGGUCAAAUCAGACCUCACCCUGCCCAUCACUGUUACCUGGCUGAAGGAUGACAAGCCUCUCUCCCUGGGAUCGAGGUUGAAGAAGGAUGAGGAUUCUCUGUCCAUCCCCAAUGUCCAUGAGGGGGAUGAGGGAACAUACACCUGCACUGUUAAAACAGAAAUUGACCAAGACACUGCCUCGGCACGCCUUACUGUGUCAGAGGACGCCUCCCUGUCUAGUGUCUUGCCUACAGACCGUCCUGACUCUCCCACGGACCUGGAGCUGUCUGACGCUAAAGAACGCAACAUACGACUCACCUGGAUACAUGGAGAUGAUCACAACAGCCCCGUCACAUUGUUCGUGGUUCAGUUUGAGGAGGACCGUUGGGAGUCAGGCAAGUGGCAGAACCUGUCUAGUUAUCCCGGAGACUUCAACACUGUCAUCCUGGAGCUCUCUCCAUUCGUCAACUACCAGUUCAGAGUCAUCGCUGUCAAUUCUGUGGGCCAGAGCCUCCCCAGCCUCCCCUCGCAACGAUACCAGACCAGCGGAGCCCCUCCAGAUGUUAUCCCUAGAGGCCUGAAAGGCUGGGGCACCAAGAAGAACAACAUGGAGAUCAGCUGGGAGCCCUUGUUGGACACAGAGCGAAACGGCCCUAACCUGCACUACUCGGUGUGGUGGCGACGUAAGGAUACGGGGGAGGAAUGGAGUAAUGUGACUACAGUGGGUGCAAAGCACAUUGUCCACGACACAGAGACCUACGUACCCUAUGAGAUCAAACUGCGGGCUGUGAAUGACUUUGGACCGGGAGGCGAGUCUAACAUCAUCAUAGGAUACUCUGGGGAGGACAAGCCCACAGCCCCUCCCACUGACCUGCGAGUGUCUAAGAUUGACAGCACCAAGGUCAAUGUCCACUGGACCCCAGUAGAUCCCAGCACUGUAUUGGGAGAGUUCAAGGAGUACAGGGUGUACUACUGGCGUGAGGGCAGCAUGGUGAAGGGUCUGCGUGUGAAUAAAGAGAAGAAGACUAAAGGGUUCUACAGUACCGUGGCCCAGCCUACUGGCAUACUGACAGACCUACAGCCAUACAGCCACUACCGCAUAUACAUGGUGGUCGCCAACAAUCGCUACGAGGGACCGCCUAGCAACCAUGUGGAGUUCCGUACCAAGGAAGGAGUGCCAGAAGCUCCUAAGUUCUUUAAGAUCAUCCAGCGGAGUACAGAUGUUAUCCACCUGGAGUGGGACAAACCCCUGGAGCCUAACGGCAUUCUGAUUGGAUAUAAACUCAACUACCAGACAGUGAACGGGUCGCGUGUAGGCCUUAUGCAGAUGCAGAGUUUCCUACCUAACGUGACAACGUACACACUCCGCCUGCCCGAACGAGCCAUCCGCUAUAAGUUCUACCUGGCGGCCCUCACACAGGUGGGAGCAGGGGAGGUCUAUGCUGAGGAGUCUCCACACUUCACCAAUGAGGAAGACUUUUUCAGCUCAGUCGAGCCUACAGAUGUGUCCGUGUCUACAACUUUCCCUCCACCUCCUCCCACUACUACCGCUGCUACUACAACCAUUAGUACCUCAACUACUACUCCCCCUACCACUACUACCACUACUACCACUACUACUACUACUACUACUACCACUACUGCUGCGACUACUGCUACCACUCCUGUGCUGGUUACCAGCACCAAGCAAGCACAUACGAAUGUGUUGGUAGGCAUGGCUCCUGGGAGUGUGAUCUGGAACCUGACGGUGGAGCCUAACAGUAACUACGCUAACGUCAGCUGGAACCACAACUUCCCGGCCGGCAGCAGCGAGUUCCAGCUAGAGUUCACACUGGACAGCAACGGCAGUAUGUCAAGCGUACCUGUGAACCAGCCGCCCAUUAAGCUGGCGGGACUGAUCGAAGGGGCCAAGUACCACCUGAGGGUGUACUCCAACGAAUACCACAGCAUCUCCAGCAAUGUUGUCACCUUUGAGACCAGUGCAGCCUACAGUAAAGACCAGGUGGACAUUGCUACCCAGGGCUGGUUCAUCGGGCUGAUGUGUGCAAUUGCUCUCAUCAUCCUCAUCCUCCUCAUCGUCUGCUUCAUCAAGAGGAGUCGCGGAGGCAAAUACCCAGUGCGAGAGAAAAAAGAUCUCCCUCUGGAUGCAGUGGAUCAGAAAGGAGAGGACGGAUCAUUUGACUACCAGAACGAAAAUGAGAACGAAAACGAGAACAGUUGUUCCUUCAAAAGGUAUGGAAGGAGUAGAAGCCUGUUCUGCACAGUGCACACCACAACCAGAAUAACCCUGAACAGCGACGAGGACAACAAGCCUCUGCAGGGCAGCCAGAACUCUCUGGACGGCGGGGUGAAGGAGAGUGACGACAGCCUGGUAGACUACGGCGAGGGAGGGGAUGGCCAGUUCAACGAGGACGGCUCCUUCAUUGGCCAGUACACAGUCAAGAAGGACAAGGACGAAACAGAGGGCAAUGAAAGCUCAGAGGCCACCUCACCCGUUAACGCCAUCUACUCGCUGGCAUAACCCCCCCGCCCGCCUCGGCCUGGGGAUCUGAGGAGCUCCCCUUAGCGGUCGGAGGGUGCUAUUACCACCACUACUACUACCACACACACACAAACACAGAUAUGAAUAUGAAUAUAUAUAUAUGAAUCUAUAAAAACACGUAUACACACGUAAACACACAGCGCCUGCCUGGAAACUGUUUGUCCUCUUUAAGCGGACGGAGAAACCAUUCCUCUGAGAAAUAAGGGGGUGCGAAUGGAAUGGAAGCUACCAUAUACAGUGAGCCAAGCCUUUAUUGUCAGCUCCAGAAAAUGGCUUGCCGAGGCAAAGUUUGGGAAUCUUGAACAGUACCAGUUUCUCUAUGCUCCUCCUCCUCCUGCCCGUCACACAGACUUUAGUGUGCCUAAAGGGCUGACCUCAACUACAGAGGACUAAGAGGCAACGCAGAGGUUUUCAAGCAUUUUGUGUGGCACUAGAGCUUUUUUGUUUUCAACGUCCUCAGCUUUUCCCGCAAUCCCCCUCUUCGUCCCUCACAUAUCACGCCCCCUGUGUCUUUACCCAGCAUUCCUAGGGAAGGAGACACAGACGCUCCUCCUGUGAACAUAUCAGCUACGGACCACCAACAUAGCAGGAUGUCGGCAGAUAUGUUUAUCAUAUUGAUAUUUCCGCAAAGAGAGAUAAUUCUGGUACAAUAGACGAGUCAUUAGAAUAUAUUAAUGCUGUAAACACUGCUAGCUCACCUUCUAGUGCGCUGCAAAACUAUGCACUACCACCACCUCAUGUUUUUGGGUAAAGUCUGGUUAUGAAUUCAAUUUUUUUUUUGUGUGUGUUGAUUCUCACAGGUUUAAAGAAGAAUAACUUGCUUAAUGAAAUGGUAUCGUUCCCUCCCCAUCCCGCUGUGGUAAAUGUACUUCUGAUUCACCUCCAAUCUCAAGUCGUGUGGAGAUAUUCAAAAAUGGCCACAGCUAUAGCAAUGCCAUUCCUGCCUCAAGCUUUGUUAUGGUACAAGCCUAUACUAUGUCAGUUAUAAAUGACAUUUGAAGAAAAAAAAUGUUUUCAAGCAUGGUAGUACUUUAGUGCAAGAGACAAAGGAAAAGUAGCAUGGAGAGGAGGUUUGCUCUGCUUGGUAAACUGCUGUAGACUGUCUGUCCAUCUCUAUGGUGAAUGGUGCUCCAAGGAGGUGACUCACUUCUUGUUUACUUCCUGUUUAGCAUGGCUGUGAUCCUUAGGCUAGGCUUGAUCGGCACCUCUUUCGUCUGCUUCUUUUAUAACUGGUCUCGUUAUGGGACAGGCAGAAUCUGUAGUGGCAUGUCUUCACCUUCAAACUUCUCGAAAUGAUUUGGAAUUAUAAUUGACUCUUGAAGUCAAAACGAAACGAAAUACUGCUACAAAACAUAUUCAAUGUCUUUGAAUAUAGGAUACAGACAACUCUGUGAAGGUAAUGAACGUCCCUGCAGAUUCCACCUGGCCCCUAGUCAUCAUUGUCAUACGAAGUCAGUAUGUCAAGGAAGUGUGAAGAAGUUAGAACACAUCGAUACUAAUACAUUGGUGGACCUCCAUUUUACCAUUUGAUCCUUUCAAUAGUAGAACUCAUUCAUGAGUCUUCCUUGAUGUUUCACCUCUUGAAGCGGUAGAAAGCUCAACACCCACUUUUACAACCUAUCACAACAGCGUUACUAAAGUCUUUCACGUUAAAUCAAAUAGAUCUUAGCUAUAUAAAAAAAAUGACAAUUAGCUAACAGAGGUCACAUUGUAUUUCAGAUGACUAUUUUAUAUUUUAAUUUAUUACAUUAUGUCAAUAGUGUUAAUUAAUAUAUUAGUAAUUCACUCAUUAAUUGUUGAAUACACAUUUUUGACCAACUGAAUUAAUGGUAUCACAUCAGAGCCCACUCUGAAAGCCACGAUAAAAAACUUAACGGGAUUUGUUAUUGUACAUAAGAAAAGGAAAUUCUGCUGUAUGACUCAUCUUUUGUUGCUAUGGGUAUUCUUCUGUAAACUAACAACAUUGACUGUCACCAUUAAAGACGUUGUGUCGAUCUAUUCAUUGUGCUGCUCUUCAUGUUGAGUAUUCAUGUUUGUAUUACUGUUAAUAUUCCAUGUUGGUAUUAGAAUUUAUUUAAUAUAACUUUAACUUAACACAGAAAUGUAACAUUGCUUAUUUGUUUGACAUACUGUAACUGUGCGUACACGUAAGUUCUGAAACAAUAUGUCUUUGUAAAUAUCUAUCAGAAAAACUGCUUUAUGAGUAAAGAAAUAGUCACAAGUCUGUAUCCACCAAGCAAAUGUACCUGGUGCAUCCCAAGAAUGAUGUCAUGUGGACCUUUGCAAUGUAGCUUUGAUUACGAUUGGGAUUGGGGACUCAAAAUGACUCAAUUGAUGUUGUCCCUAAUAACAGCUUUGAAAUUGUAAUAUAUGGCUUGUGACUUGUCUAUCGGUCCGUCAUUUUUCUGAUUAUCACUAAUUCAAAAGAAACAGUUGAGAAAUAACACUAUGUUGUGGAACAGGUAUAAAGUAGUCAGCCACAUUUAUGGUGUAAAUAAAAAGUGCUAAUGAAAUGUGUUGUUGUAGCAUACUGCACACACCUGUUCAAUAGGUAUGAAAAAAAAAGCAUUUGCUGAGGUAACGGAUAGCCAAUUUACCCCUAUUUUGUUUGUUUUUGUAUUGUCGUCUCUUAAUAAGGCAACCCCAGACUUUCUCAAGGCUGCACAGACUCAUUCUCCCAUCAUGCCAUUCACCUAACAUGCCUGCUGCUCCACUCCUCUUGGUGACAGCCCAGUGGCUGGUGGCCAUUUUGAAAGGGACAGAUUUGGUCGUGUGCUUCAUUAUUUAAAGAGAUGUCUUGUGUUCUGCCUUCCUCCUCAUCUUAGACUUUUAAAAAAUGUAAUAUACUGUAUGGCCAUCAACAUCCUCUGUUAACGGGUCCUCUUUAAACCUUCUUUCUCCAGUAUAUCAAAGCAAGUUUUGACCCAUUUUGUUUUUCAUGUUGUUUCUUUGUGGUAAAGUUCACCGUGACCACCGGGUAGUGACUACAUUAGCCUACCAUGCACAGACACCUGACCACUGUAUUAAUAUGAGGACACAGGAGGCCAGGAGUGCUGGCAGAGACACAAUACAGUGCCUUUCCUGUUGCUAUAUGCUCUCCUCAACAAGACAAAGUGCACAGAGAGACAGUCCAAUCACGAACCUCCAACAACCCUUAAAAACGACUGAAUCACAGAAUGUUCGAUGACGGAUUUGGCCUUGAACUCACCGUUGUUUGAGUUCUGUACAAGCCCUUUCCCCUGAUAGCCGUUCUCCUUUCCCCGUAUGGAUCCGUAAGGGGUAAUUAGUGAACUGGCUAGAAAACAGAAAAUAUAAUAAUGCAUAUUUGCUGAUACACAGUGCUUUCUUCUGUAUUUUUAUUUGUUUGAGCACGUUUACUGGAGGUGCAUAAGGAGUAGUGUUUUUUUGUUCCGUUUGUAAUGUGUGUAUCAUCGACACGACUCCUCCCUUAGAAUAGCAAAUAACUUUUCAACUAUCAAGGGGUAACAAAAAUGUAAAAGUAUCAAUGUGCAUUUUCACAGCUUUGAGUUCACUUGACUUUUAGAUUCUGCAAAACUGCGGUUUUAUUCUUCAACGAGAUGCCCAUAACAAUUAUAAAAUUGGCGCAUGUAUUGUUAUUGUUCAUGUUCUUGUUAUUUGAAAUGAUUUUAAUUUCUGCUUUUUACUUUUACAAUUAUAAGUGUAUCAAAGCAGCUCGUCCGUCAAGCCUCGACUCGCAAAAGAACAGCUUUUGUAACGUACAUCUAAUCAACGGAGAAAUGGCAUAUUAAUAUAUUCACAAUGUAUGCGUGUAUGAUGAGAUGUUGCAACUUCGGCUAGAAACGCCUUCUUUAUAGUAAAGCAUUCUCUUUUUCUCUAAA